AUGGAGAACAAUGUGAUGGAGGCCAAACUCAUGGGCAAUGAAGCAAUGGAGGCUGCAGUCAAGGAGCAUUCAAUGGACAGGGCUGGGCUAGAUCUCAACAAGCCAGCCUUCUCUCCUACAGCAGGCUGUUUCAGGGAUGAUGAAUCAUUCCUCAUCAUUGCCCAAGAGCCACCCCUCUGGGGCAUGAGGAAGGGCAAGCACUUCUACCAUUGUUUUGUCCUUGUGACACUUUACAAGGACUGCUAUGCCAUUGGCCAGGACCAGCUCUACAACGAGGUCAAGAAGUCACUCCAGCACAACAUCCACAUUCUACAUCACAUCCACAAGAAAUGGGCACAGACAGUCACCCAUCUUGGCAACUUGACUACCUGGCAUCGCCUCACAGCCAAGCUCAACCUCACUGGACCAGUUGAAGGUGGCUGCCUGUGGAUGGACUCAUUCAACAUCCAGCUCAGUGGUGUCACUUGCAUCUUGAAGAAGGACCUGGCCUGGAGCUACAAGCUAAAUUCUCCUGGCCAGCAUUUCAUGGUGCUGCUCAAUGCACAUGGCCAGUUCCAGGCCUUGUGGGGUGGGUACUCACCCAAGAUCUUUGAUGGGGACUUCCUCAAGAUUCAGCAAUAG
Acanthamoeba castellanii str. Neff is the source of this 621-nucleotide messenger RNA. RefSeq lists its product as uncharacterized. NCBI's taxonomy places the organism in Eukaryota, Discosea, Longamoebia, Acanthamoebidae. The coding region runs from base 1 to 621 and encodes 206 amino acids. The record is from RefSeq and is a predicted model, not a curated record. The transcript has 2 exons.